Molecule: messenger RNA, 1497 nt
Organism: Melanotaenia boesemani (Boeseman's rainbowfish)
Lineage: Eukaryota; Metazoa; Chordata; Actinopteri; Atheriniformes; Melanotaeniidae
Gene: apex1
Product: APEX nuclease (multifunctional DNA repair enzyme) 1
Exons: 5
Coding region: 189-1124 (311 amino acids)
Biological process (GO): base-excision repair
Cellular component (GO): nucleus
Molecular function (GO): phosphoric diester hydrolase activity; double-stranded DNA 3'-5' DNA exonuclease activity; DNA-(apurinic or apyrimidinic site) endonuclease activity
Source: RefSeq, a predicted model, not a curated record
CAAACAGCACGUGGUCGGAGUUAACUCUUAUUUGUGCAGUGCGAGCAUGUGAAUGCGCUUGGGGGGGAGUGACUGGGAAGCAGCACUUGCCUUGGCUUUGCAUCCUGUUGUCAAAGUGCACGGGUAUCCUAUUGUGUGUUCGUGUUGUUUGUCUGCGAGGUGUGUUUGGUGUCAGAACGACUUCAAGUAUGAAGAGAGGCAAACAAGCCGAGGAGGCAACGGCAGAGGGAGAGAAUGACACAGGUUCUGGAGGUUCUGCUAAGAAAGCAAAGAAGGCCAAGGAACCAGAGGCCCCGGUAUUGUACGACGAUCCUCCCGACAAAAUGACCAGCAAAGAUGGACGCAGCGCCAACAUGAAGAUCACCUCAUGGAAUGUGGAUGGGCUGAGGGCAUGGGUGAAAAAGAAGGGUCUGGAUUGGGUGCGUGAGGAGGAUCCAGAUGUUUUGUGCCUUCAGGAGACCAAGUGUGCACAGAAAGCGCUCCCUGCUGAGAUCACCUCAAUGCCAGAGUACCCCCAUAAGUAUUGGGCUGCUUCUGAUGACAAAGAGGGUUACAGUGGUGUAGCGAUGCUGUGCAAGACUGAACCCCUUAAAGUGACCUAUGGCAUUGGAAAAGAGGAACACGACAAGGAAGGCCGGGUCAUCACUGCAGAGUUCCCCAACUUCUACCUUGUGACCGCCUACGUACCAAAUGCCAGCAGAGGUCUUGUUCGCUUAGAUUACCGCAAAACCUGGGACGUGGACUUCCGAGCAUACCUGAGCGAGCUUGACAUACAGAAGCCUCUAGUGCUGUGUGGUGACCUCAACGUUGCUCACCAGGAGAUCGACCUGAAGAACCCUAAGGGCAACAAGAAAAACGCUGGCUUCACCCCAGAGGAGCGUGAAGGCUUCAGCCAGCUGCUGGCGGCCGGUUUCGUCGACAGCUUCCGCGAGCUCUACCCCGAGCAAACAAAUGCCUACACCUUCUGGACCUACAUGAUGAACGCCCGCUCAAAGAAUGUGGGCUGGAGGCUUGACUAUUUCUUGCUGUCUUCCUCCUUGGUGCCAGGUCUGUGCGACAGCAAGAUUCGUAACAAGGCGAUGGGGAGCGACCACUGCCCCAUCACUCUGCAUAUAGCCGUGUAGGUCAUCAGCACAAUUGAUGCUUUUUAUCACCUUAACUCGGUCCUCUUGGUGCUUUUGUUCAAACUAUCACGUCGGUCAGCCAUAGAGAGGACGUCUCUGGAGUCCUGCACCAAAGUCGUCUUUUAGUGAACUCGCCUGUAUCUUAGUUUAGUACGUCUACAUUUAUGUUUCAGAUUAAAUGUCCCACCUUGUAAGUGAAGCUUCGGUAAAACCCUGUAAACAUGUAACACUAAAUAAAGCCUGUAAGCUGAUUGUUUUUGGUUAUGAUUGAAAUGAAUCAACAGCAGUUGAAGAAAAUGUUUAAAGCUUCUUUUCAUACACAAAGUUAAAUAAUCUGCUCGUGUUUGCAAAUAAAGAGGGAAUUUGCAUACAA